Molecule: messenger RNA, 2542 nt
Organism: Salvelinus fontinalis (brook trout)
Lineage: Eukaryota; Metazoa; Chordata; Actinopteri; Salmoniformes; Salmonidae
Gene: lcor
Product: ligand dependent nuclear receptor corepressor
Exons: 7
Coding region: 68-2116 (682 amino acids)
Biological process (GO): regulation of transcription by RNA polymerase II
Cellular component (GO): nucleus
Molecular function (GO): DNA binding
Source: RefSeq, a predicted model, not a curated record
GUAUUGGUGACGUAUGCGCACAAGCACCUAGCAGAAUGUGCGCGUCCGCGGGAGGGCCCGGUAGAAAAUGGCGAGUCUGUGCAAAAGGCAGCAAUGCACGAUCGAGAGGCGCGGCUUUCGGCAGGAACUUGACUCGUGGCGACACAAACUCAUUCACUGUGUAGGGUUUGAAAGCAUUUUGGAAGGGCUGUUCGGGCCGGGACUAGUCAAAGAUCUUACCCUUUUUCAAGAUUGCGAGCCCGAGGGACUGUUGGAUUGGUCGUUUGAUGUAAAUUGUCUCUUUUGCUGCUUAAGACGAGAGAAAGUCAAGGAACACUUGGUUGGCAUCACCCCCCAGGUCUUAUCAGAGUCAGAGGACUUGAAACAGGACACGUCCAAAAUCAACCGCCUGGAGAAGCAAGCCGAAGAGUUCCUCAAUGCUGUCUUCUACAGAAAGGCAGACCUCCCAAGCUUCUCGGACCCCCACAUCCCUCUAGUGGCUCGUGAGAUAAUGCAGCGAAUGAUCCGUCAGUUCGCUGCCGAAUAUACCUCAAAAAACAGCUAUUCUCAGGACACCCCCCACCACCCCCAGCCCAACGGCAUCAAGGACCAAAGCCGCCUCCUGCCGAGAGCGGCCUCUCCAGCCCCGGCCCCCCUCGCCCUGCCGGGGGCGUCCAGCCCCCCGUCCCCCACCCCGGGACCGGGCCUCAGCCCCGCCUCUGCCUUCGCCCCGGACAGUGGGAACGGAGCCGGUAGUAACUGUAGUGGUACCGGUGCUGCUGCCUCUGCACAGAACCCCGUCCUCAGCAAGCUUCUCAUGGCCGACCAGGACUCUCCGCUGGACCUCACCGUCAAGAGGCCUGACCCCACAGAGACCAAAACAGAGGAUGGAGUCCUAGACCUCUCCACCAAGAAGGCCCACGGCACCGUCCUCAAAAACUCUCACAGUUACACCCUAUCGCCCACAGUCAAGGGGCGUGCCCUGAGAGUUGAGCACUCCUUUCGGGACGUGGAGGACGAUGACAUGCUGCCGAGAAGCUUACAGGACGGGCUGAGGGACAGCUACGUCAGUUCUACCCCCCUCAAGCCCCCAUUGGCCCAUUCGCUGCUUAAAAAGGAGGAGCUCCUCAGCCAGAAGCACCGCCUCCUCGGCCAGCCUCCCACUCCCUCAUUGACUAGUCUGGAGGCAGCGGGGCUUCUCAACCACGGGAACAAAGGGAACCACGUGCAGCCCCACCCCCUCCUGGCACGGGACGGCUCUCCUUGGGGUUCCUCCAGCGGUAAAGCCCACCACCACCAACUGGACAGCCUGCUGAGGCUGAAGCAGGCCAGCGCCAUCCUCUCAGACCUCCAAGACCUGCCUCUGUUCUUGGACAACCACCACCACGGGGCGUUCUCCUCCAAGAGCUCCUCCGGAGGUGGCCUCCGCCACCACCAUGGCUCCACCAAGACCCACCAUGAGGUGGUGGUGAAGAGGGAGCCGGGAGGCCACCACUCCCCGCCCGUGGACCUGAAGAUCCCCCAGGUGAGGGGCAUGGACCUGUCAUGGGACUCCCAUGCCUCAGACCUGUACGGGUACGGGGCCAUGGUGGUGGGCGCCGGGGGCCACGGUGGGGUGGAGAAUGCUUUGAGCAGGAAGCUGAGGGUCAUCCUGCCCAAGCACAACCGUCGUGCCGGUAGCCUGAGAGGCAGCCUGGGAGGUUUUCUGGAUGGGGCGGCAGACUACUGGAGCUCCGACGUGGACCAGGGGACCUCCGGGCAACCAUACCCGACCUCCGACCCCGAGGGCGACCCGUGCUCUAAGCAGCCCAGGAAGAAGAGGGGGCGCUACCGCCAGUACAACAGCCAGAUCUUAGAAGAGGCCAUCGGCAUGGUGAUGGGCGGGAAGAUGAGCGUGUCCAAGGCCCAGAACAUGUACGGGAUCCCUCACAGCACACUGGAGUACAAGGUGAAGGAGCGACUGGGCACACUGAAGAACCCUCCUAAGAAGAAGCUCAAAUUGACCUUGAGGAUGGGAGGACAGGAUUCCGCCGCCGAGUCAGAGACCACGCCAACCGCGACGCCGCGAGAGGUUGCGCCUCCGGAGGCCGCCGACCUGAACCAGGAGCAAAAAAUGAAAAUGGAAUUUGAAGAUUAACUGAGAAACAACGACGACGACGAAUCCUCCCCACCUUUCCCCUUAUAUAUGUAUAAAAACACCUUCACAUUAAGACUAAAGUCAUUGGAAACAAAUGGAGCUUUAUUUGUGCCAAUUUACUGUUGCAGUAUCUGGGUGAGCACAAGCGCAGGGAUAUGAGGAGGAUUCUAAAACAAGCUGGAGAUGAAAACUAAACCAAUCGGCUGGUUCUGCGGUUGUCGUUUUGACACUGCACAUUAGUUUAGCUUUUAUAUCAAGCGGCGAAACAAAUGCAUCAAAAGCCACGAGUGACGUGACAAUUAUUAAUUACAGUUUGUAAAGCAUGUUGAUUAUCCCCCCCAAAACCCUAACUCCCCCUAUUCUGAACUUGAUACACUGACCCUGCAUUGCUUUUAAAUGCAGUCCGGGCUGCGGAAAAAUUAGGGG